GAGGGUCCGCUGUGGAUCUGUUUCUCCAGGAUGACCUGUCUCUAUUUCUAGGUCCCAAAUUACUACCAUGAAGUUGACCUCUUUGUACUUGGUUGUGACACUUUGUGUCUUCUGCAAAGAUGGUGGAGCCCUAUUUUUUAGACUAAAGUCAGAUAAUGAAGUAGCUGAAAGCAGUUCAGGUGACUUACUGGUUGCAGGUUCACCCUUUGAUGACUCACACGGAAGGGAAUCUGUUGCUGCUUCGGUCUUCGAGACAGAACAUGGUUCUCCAGGAAAGGCUGAGGACAGGCGGCGAGAGCGACGAGACACUGAGAGUUUAGAGCUAGAGGACACCCCAGCAGAGGAAACCACUACGGCAAGUAGUUCUGACAGCACUGACUCUGGUGGUACGGAUGCUGCUGCCACUGAUUCAAAUCAAAACGAAGCUGGUGUGACAAGCUCAUCUGACUACAGUACCACGGAACCUCCCAGUACUCCAGAAAAAGGAUCUCAUAUUCCGGAAGCAACUCCCACAUACUCAGAAACAAAUACAAUUAUUGGUGAAGCUUCUACUUGGGACAAGGGAGCAUACAAAGCUUUCAACGGCCGUAUCUUCUCCUUUGAGUCAUCAUGCACGUACACUUUCUGCCGCCACUGCGUUGAAUCUGGAGAUUUCAAUAUUGAGAUCAAACGAAACAAUGAUAGUGAGAUUGAAAAAAUAACGGUUUUAAUUGACAAUAAUGACAUCUCUAUAUCUGGUGACACCAUUUUAGUUAAUGAAGAAAGUGUACAGAUACCAUAUAACAACAAGCUGAUUCACAUUAAAAAACAUGGAGAAUAUAAUGUCCUGAACAGCCGUAGAGGAAUUUUGUCUUUAAUGUGGGACAAAAAUAACAAACUCUCACUCACUCUUCACAAGCAAUAUCCAACUUGCGGUCUUUGUGGUAAUUUCAACACCACUCCAGGAGAAGACAUCAAUGAGCACAUUGCCAAGAGUAAAAUUGCUGGUGAUUGCCCUGAAGCUACUAGUAAAACCUAUCAAACUUGCGAAGAUGGAGUAGAGUACUGUAACAAAAUUAUUGGAACCUACUUUGAGGAAUGUGGAAAGGUUUCUGCCUUAUCCAGUGACUACAAAAAGGUCUGCAUUGAUGAGUAUUGCCAAAAUAGAGACAAAAAGUCGACAUGUGACACUUAUUCAGAAUUGUCCCGCCUUUGUGCCUCAGAUGGUCCCGGCACCUACGAAUCCUGGCGAGAUGAUUCUGAUGUGGUUUGCGAAAAACCUCAAUGCCCAGAAAAACAUGUCUACAAAGAAUGUGGCCCCUCAAAUCCUGCAACUUGUUCUAAUGUGGCUCCUUUUCAAGACAGUGAAUGUGUGAGUGGCUGCACCUGCCCAGAAGGUUAUCUGUUGGAUGACAUUGGAGAGAAAGGAAGAUGUGUAUUGAAGGCCGACUGUCCCUGUGAGUCUAAUGGAAACGUCUACUUGUCAGGAGACGUUCGAGAAGGUCCCUGUGGGUCUCAGUGCACAUGCCAAGAUGCAAAGUGGUCUUGCACUGAAGCAAUGUGUCCUGGAAGAUGUAAGGUGGAAGGAAGUUCAAUUACCACCUUCGAUGGUGAAAAAUAUAACCAUCCUGGAAACUGUCACUUUUUGGCCAUCCACGAUCAAGAUUGGUCUGUUAGUGUUGAGCUUCGUCCAUGUCCAAGUGGUAUGUCAGGAACGUGCUUAAAUAGUGUUACACUCGUCUUAAAUUCGUCUGGUUCGGUUGACAAAUAUGUAUUUAAUAGAGAUGGAACAGUCACAAAUGACAAGAUUGAAAAUCAACAUUAUUACUAUUCAGACAAAAUACAGAUUUUCAAGGCAUCUCUCUCAUACUUUCAAGUAGAAACAUACUCUCAUGUAAAAAUGCAAAUACAAACUGAUCCCGUGAUGCAAUUAUAUGUUUCCAUGCCACCUAACCAAUUCACAGACACUGUCGGACUCUGUGGCUCCUACAACAACAGAGCAGAAGAUGAUUUCAUGUCAAGUCAGAAUAUAUUGGAGAAGUCGUCUCAGGCUUUUGCUGAUUCUUGGGAAAUGAUGUCCUGUCCUAAAGGAAACCCAACUUCAUGCAUCAGCAUAGACACAGAAAGGUUUGCUGAAAGUCACUGUGGAAUUCUUCUUGAUUCAAAUGGGCCUUUUUCUUCCUGCCAUCCAAUUGUGAACCCUAAACCCUAUCAUGAGGAAUGCAAAAAAUACACUUGCAGUUGUGAAGAUGGUCAAGAAUGCCUGUGCACAAUUUUAGGCAACUAUGUGAAAGCAUGUGCUGAGAAAGAAACAUACAUAGUGGAAUGGAGAACUGGACGAUGCGAUCACUCUUGUCCAAGUGGCCUAGUUUUCAAGUACAAUGUAAAAGCCUGCAACAGUUCUUGCCGAUCCCUGUCAGAGAGCGAUAGGAGCUGUGAUGUAGAAGAUGUUCCGGUAGAUGGGUGCACUUGCCCUGAUGGGAUGUACAAGGAUAACGAAGGAAAUUGUGUUUCAAAGUCCCAGUGUGAGUGCUACAUGAAUGACGAGGUCAUAAAACCAGGCAAACUCAUCGAGAUUGAUGACAAUAAAUGUGUCUGUCGGGAUGGAAUUCUUCUUUGCCAGACUCCCAUUGAUUUAACCCACCAGAAUUGCUCUGGAGGGGCUGAAUAUGUUGACUGCAGUGAUCCCAAGGCACAGAGAAGGGUUGACAGUACAUGCAGCACUCGGAACAUACCUAAUUUUGAGGAGAACUCGCCUUGCAAACGUGGGUGCUACUGUCCAGUAGGAAUGGUUCGAGAUUCUAAAGGGAACUGUGUCUUUCCUGAUGACUGCCCUUGCUCUUUUGGUGGACGAGAGUAUAGCCAAGGAAGUGUCACCUCAGUUGGCUGCAACAAAUGUACUUGCAUGAAAGGAUCUUGGAACUGCACACAAAAUGAAUGUCAGAGUACCUGCCACAUCUAUGGGGAAGGUCACGUUCAAACUUUUGACAGAAAAAGUUACAGCUUUGAUGGGCUCUGCCAGUAUUCAUUUGUUGAGGAUUAUUGUGGCAGUGAAAAUGGCACAUUCCGCAUUUUAACUGAAAGCGUCCCUUGCUGUGAAGACGGCCUCACGUGCUCGAGAAAAAUCAUAGUUGCUUUUCAGGAUCAGAAUGUUAUCUUGCAAGAUGGUAAGGUAACAGCCAUCAAAACGACAGAAAGUAAGGAGUGUGAACUCAAUGGAAAUGCGUACACUGUGCAUACCGUUGGCUUAUACCUGAUUCUGAAAUUUGUCUCUGGAAUAACCGUGAUUUGGGACAAGAACACAAGAAUGACUGUUAUAUUGGAGCCAUACUGGAAUGGCAAAGUGUGUGGUCUUUGUGGAAACAGCAACGGCGAUCUCAAGGAUGAUUUCACAACGCGGUACUCCUCAGUAGCUACCGGAGCACUGGAGUUUGGAAAUAGCUGGAAGACGUCUCAAGAAUGUUCAGACACCGUAACUCAGACUUUCCCAUGUGACUCCAACCCCUACUGCAAAGCCUGGGCUGUGCGGAAAUGCGAGAUCAUCCGGGACAGCACCUUCAGAGAGUGCCACAGCAAGGUGGACCCCAGCACUUACUACGAUGCGUGCAUCGAGGAAGCCUGCGCCUGCGACAUGGAGGGCAAGUACCUGGGAUUCUGCACGGCUGUGGCCAUGUAUGCGGAGGCGUGCAGCGCGGUUGGGGUCUGUGUGGCGUGGAGAAAGCCCGACCUCUGUCCUGUCUACUGUGAUUAUUAUAAUGCCCCUGGAGAAUGCAGCUGGCAUUAUGAGCCUUGCGGGACGGUGACUGCAAAAACAUGCAAAGAUCGAGUUAUUGGCCAGAAAUUUUCUGCACUUUUAGAAGGUUGUUAUGCUAAGUGCCCGGAGAGUGCUCCUUACCUGGAUGAGAACACCAUGAAAUGCGUCAGGUUAUCCGAGUGCAGCUGCUUCUACAAUGAUGUCAUACCAGCAGGUGGAGUGAUCCAAGACAACUGUGGGAGAACAUGCUAUUGCAUCGCAGGAGAGUUGGCGUGCAGUGGAAUUGGUUCUGACAAUUCAACAGUUACAGUUUCUACUACAACAGCUACCUCCAUAUUAACCACCACAACAGCAAUUCCAUUGGCAGCCAGUAGCUCAGGCACAGCAACAUUCACUCCAGGGACUACAACAUCAAGCAGUGAGACAACAGGAACAACUCUAAGUCUACCCGUUGAAGCUUUUACUACAGGCCUUAUGAGUACUCCGUUUCCAGUCACCUUCACAGCUGGAAGUGCAAGCACCCCUGGAGCAGUGGGUCCCCUCUUCACCAGUCCUUGGCACGUAUCAGGGACCACUGGAUCAUCAGCAAGUACAACCACAGGAGCUAAAAAAACAAGUUCAGCUGACACAGGCUUCAGAGAAGCUGGAAUAGGGGCCCCUACUGCACCACCAGUGGAAACCGAGAAGAGCACACCCGGGGCAUCAAGCACAGGAGCAACAAGCACAGGAAAAGCAGGGACCUCAGAAGGACCAGAGGACUUCACCACCGCACCUGGGAGCCAGAGCACCAGCGGAGGAGACACAACUGCCCCAGGCACAACCUCGGGAGGCAGAGCGGGGACUACUGAGUCAUCAGCUGGGGAAACGACUAGAGCUCCAAGCAGUGAAGGGACACCCUCUGAGGAAGGCAAGUCAGGAACCACUGGAGGGGAAAAUGCAGCCACCACUGGAGCUGCUGGUGAAGAGACUUCUGGAGCAUCAGGUACACCUGGGACAUCAGGUGGCACAACUGUUGGAGGUAAAAGUACAUCUGAGUCACCCAGCAGUGGGACUACAAGUUCAUCAAAUAAGCUAGGAACAACUGGACAAUCUGCUGAAGGAUCAGGAACCACAAUAGUACCAUCAUCUGGAGUGACAGGAACAACCAUCACAUCAGCUGGAGAAUCAGGCAACACUAGAAAAACAGAAACAACUAGAUCACAUGAUGUAGGUUCACAGUCAACAGGACCUUCAUCUAAAGGAUUAAAGACAACAGAGGCAGCAACUGGAAUGCUAGGGACAACUGGUUCAUCCGCCAAAACACCAACUGGAGGAUUACAAACAACUGGAUCAGAAGCUGGAGGAUCAGGGACCACAGAAGUAUCAACUGGAGAAACAGGAACAACUGUAACAUCUGCUACAGGUUCAGAAACAACUCAACUAAUAUCUGAAACAGUAGGGACAACAAGACCAUCAGCUGUAGAGUCAGAGACAACUGGUGGAAUGUCAGAAAUCACUGGUGUAACACCUGAGGGAUUAGGAACAACUGGAAGAUCAGCAUCUGGAACAACUGAAUCAUCUUCUAAAGGUUCUAGAACAACUGAAUCACCAUCUGAAGGAACUGGGACAACCAGAACCCCAGCAGAAGAAAAAGAAACAACUGGUCCAACAGCUGAAAUGCCAGGAUCCACUGGUGUAACAACUGGAAGAUCAGGGACAACUGGAACAUCAGAAUCUGGAACAACUGGGUCACCUGUUAAAGGUUCUAGAACAACUGAAUCACCAUCUAAAGGAACUGGGACAACCAGAACCCCAGCAGAAGGGAAAGGAACAACGGUCUCAAUGGGUCACAUGUCAGGAACUACUGGUGAAACAUCUGAAGGAUCAGGGACAACUGGAACAUCAGGAUCUGGAACAACUGAAACAUCUGCUAAAGGGUCUCAAACACCUGAAUCAUCAUCUGAAGGACCUGCAACAAGCAGGCCAUCUGAGGGAGGGACAGGAACCACUGGCCCAACAGGUGGAAUGUCAGGAACCACUGGUGUGGCACCUGGGGAAUUUGCAACAACUGGAUCACCUGCUCAGGGUUCUGGGACAACAGAAUCACCAUCUAAAGGAACUGGAACAACCAGAACCCCAGCCGAAGGGAAAGGAACAACUGGUCCUACAGCUGAAAUGCCAGGAUCCACUGGUGUAACACCUGGAGGAUCAGCGACAACAGGAACAUCAGAAUCUGGAACAACUGGAUCACCUGUUAAAGGUUCUACAACAACUGAAUCACCUUCUAAAGGGAUUGGGACAACCAGAACCCCAGCAGAAGGGAAAGGAACCACGGUCUCAAUGGGUCACAUGUCAGGAACUACUGGUGUAACAUCUGAAGGAUCAGGGACAACUGGAACAUCUUUCAGAGGUUCAGGUACAACUGAAUCAUCAUCUGAAAGACCAGGGACAACCAGGUCAUCCGCUGGAGGGACAGGGACAACUGGCCCAACAAGUGGUAUGUCAGGAACCACAACUGUAGCACCUGUAGGAUCAGGGACAACAGGAACAUCUUUCAGAGGUUCAGGAACAACUCAAUCACCAUCUGAAGGAACUGGGACAACUAGAACCCUAGCAGAAGAGAAAGGAACAACUGGUCAAACAGCUGAAAUGCCAGGAUCCACUGGUGUAACACCCAGAGGUUCAGGGACAACUGUAAGAUCAGAAUCUGGAGCAACUGGAUCAGCUGCUACAGGUUCAGGAACAAGUGAAUCAUCAUCUGAAAAAACUACAACAACCAGACUAUCAGCUGAAGGGACAGGAACAACUGUCUCAACAGGUGGCAUGUCAGGAUCCACUGGUGUAACACCCGCUGGAUCAGGGACAACUGGAUCAUCAGCUAAAGGUUCAGGCACAAUUGAAUCCUCCUCUGAAAGAACAGGGACAACCGGAUCAUCCACUGGAGGGACAGGAACCACUAGUCCAACCGGUGAAAUGUCAGGAACCACUGUUGUGCCACCUAUGGAAUCAGCGACAACUGGAUCAUCUGUUAAGGGUUCUGGAACAACUGAAUCACCAUCUGAAGGAACUGGGACAACCAGAACCCUAGCAGAAGGGAAAGGAACAACUGGUCCAACAGCUGAAAUGCCAGGAUCCACUGGUGUAACCCCCCCAGGUUCAGGGACAACUGUAGGAUCAGAAUCUGGAGCCACUGGAUCAUCUGUUAAAGGUUCAGGAACAACUGAAUCAUCAUCUGAAAAAACUAAAACAACCAGACCAUCAGCUGAAGGAUCAGGGACAACUGGAUUUGUAGCUGGUACCACUAGAUCUACUCAAGGAAGAUCUGGAUCAUCAACUGAAGUGGGAAGAACAACGAUGAUGCCAGGAAGUGAUAUUACCACAUCUGGAGGUGCAUUCAGAGAGUCAGUAGGAGCUACCACCCAGCCAAGCAGAGGAAGCACAGCUGGAGCAGGAGCCUCUGGGGCCACCUCUGCUGGGAACCAAGCAGGCACAACUGAAGAAUCAUAUGGAGAAACCACUGAAGCAGGCGAAAGCACAACCAGAUUAACCACACCUGUCUCAGGUUCCAUAAGAAGCACCUCUGGCUCAACAAUUCCAUCAGAAAGUUCCACUGUAGGCCCAGAGAACAAAGUUCUACCAGAACUCAUUGUAGUGCCACCAGGACAGGCUAAAGUAACAGAGGCCACGACUACCAGAGGAGGUGCGGGCAUCACUGGAAAUGGAUUCAGAACAGGUACCACUGUAUCAUCAGAAAGUGAAGUCACUGGGAAGAAAACAGGCACCACUGGGGUAACUCCUGGCACAACUGUUGCCCCAGGCAGUUCCAAAACAGAGGCCACAACUUUCCUUGGGGAAAGUGAAACAACUACAGUUGGAGUAGAGACAGGUACUACUGGUAUAGCCUCUGGAGAAACCCCAGGACCUGGAAGUUACAUCACAGGUAGCACCACGCUUUCACCUGGAGCCAGCAGCAGCUCACAGAAAACCAAACCAGGCACCUCUGCCACACCAGGGAGCCCAGAGACUGGAAGUGAAACAGGUGCUACACAGGGACUCACUAGGACAACCAGUGUAUCUGAAGGUUCCAACACAGAGGCCACAACGUUAACAGAAAGCAGUGGCACUUCUGGAACUGGAUUCAGAACUGGUACCACCACGCUUUCACCUGGAGCCAGCAGCAGUUCGCAGAAAACCAAGCCAGGCACCACUGUCACACCUGGAAGUUCGGGGACUGGAAGUGAACCAGGUACUACUGGUAUAGUCUCUGGAAAAACUCCAGAACCUGGACCUUACACCACAGAGGCCACAACUUCCAUGGGAGGAAGUGGGACCACCCAAGCAGGACUUCUGGAAGGUACCACAACACUUUCACCUGGAGCCAGCAGCAGUUCACAGACAACCAAGUCAGGCACCUCUGUCACACCAGGGAGUCCAGGGACUGGAAGUGAAACAGGUGCUACACAGGAAUUCCCCAGGACAACCAUUAUACCUGGUAGUUCCCACACAGAGGCCACAAUGGUAACAGAAAGCAGUGGCACUUCUGGAAGUGGAUUCAGAGGUGCUGGCACUCCUGGAACAGGAUCCAGACCCGGCGCCACUGCAAUGCCACAAGGCCAAUCAACUGGGAGUGUGACAGGCACCACUGGCCCAGCUGUUGGCACAACUGUUGCACCUGGCAGUUCCAACACAGAAGCCACAACUUCCACAGGAGGCAGUAAGGCUACACAGGGAAGAUUGCCAGGAGGCACCUCUGUCACACCUGGGAAUCCAGGGACUGGAAGUGGAACAGAGGCUACAACAUCAACAGAAGGCAGUGGCACAUCUGGAACUGGAUUCAGAACUGAGGCCACUACUUCCACGGAAGGAAGUGGGACUACCCAAGCAGGACUUGUAGGAGGUACCACAACACUUUCACCUGGAGCCAGCAGCAGUUCACAGAAAACCAAGCCAGGUACCUCUGUUGCACCAGGGAGUCCUGGGACUGGAACUGAGACAGCUACUACAACAUCAACAGAAGGUAGUGGCACAUCUGGAACUGGAUUCAGAACUGAGGCCACUACUUCCACAGAAGGAAGUGGGACUACCCAAGCAGGACUUGUAGGAGGUACCACAACACUUUCACCUGGAGCCAGCAGCAGUUCACAGAAAACCAAGCCAGGCACCUCUGUCACACCUGGGAGUCCAGGGACUGGAAGUGAAACAGAGGCUACAACAUCAACAGAAGGCAGUGGCACAUCUGGAACUGGAUUCAGAACUGAGGCCACUACUUCCACGGAAGGAAGUGGGACUACCCAAGCAGGACUUGUAGGAGGUACCACAACACUUUCACCUGGAGCCAGCAGCAGUUCACAGAAAUCCAAGCCAGGUACCUCUGUCGCACCAGGGAGUCCUGGGACUGGAACUGAGACAGCGGCUACCACAUCAACAGAAGGCAGUGGCACAUCUGGAACUGGAUUCAGAACUGAGGCCACUACUUCCACUGAAGGAAGUGGGACUACCCAAGCAGGACUUGUAGGAGGUACCACAACACUUUCACCUGGAGCCAGCAGCAGUUCACAGAAAACCAAGCCAGGCACCGCUGUCACACCUGGGAGUCCAGGGACUGGAAGUGAAACAGAGGCCACAAUGGUAACAGAAAGCAGUGGCACUUCUGGAAGUGGAUUCAGAGGUGCUGGCACUCCUGGAACAGGAUCCAGACCCGGUGCCACUGCAAUGCCACAAGGCCAAGCAACUGGGAGUGUGACAGGCACCACUGGUCCAGCUGUUGGCACAACUGUUGCACCUGGCAGUUCCAACACAAAAGCCACAACUUCCACAGGAGGCAGUAAGGCUACACAGGGAAGAUUGCCAGGAGGUACCACUGAAGAGUUUUCUGGAACAACUGUUACAUCUGGAGGUUUUAACACAGGUACCACUAGGGUAGCUUCUGGCACUACACUUGAACCUGGGAGUUCAAACACAGAAGCUACAACACUCCCUAGAGGCAGUGGAACCACAGGAAGCAAUACAGGUUCUACUGGAGUGGCCCCUGGCAGUACCAUCUCAUCUGGAAGUUCCAACACAGGAGUCACCACUGGCACAUCUGAGAGUUCAAGUCCUGGAAGUAAAACAGGAACCACUGGUGUGGUCUCUGGCACAACAGUUGCACCUGGAAGUUCCAACACAGGGGCCACAACUUCUUCGGAAAGUGGUGGAACCACUGAGGGUGAAAUGAAAAUAGUUACCACUGAGGUCACUACUGGCACAACAACUGCACCUGGGAGUUCCAACACAAAGACUACAACUUUUACAGAAGUUGAAACUACCACUGGAGUUGGAAUGGUAACUGGUACUACUACAGGGUCUGCUGGAGCUUCCAGGGGCCCAGGGAGUCCCAGUCCUGCUACUACUGUAGUAUCAAGUGGAAGUACUGGUGGCCCAGAAAGUUCCAGUCCAGGUACCUCCCAGGAAGCAUCUGAAACGACCAUUGCUUCUGGAAUUUCUACCACGGAAGCCACUGCAGUAGCAACAGGAGAUCAAGAAACUAAAAAUAAAGCAGGCUGUCCAGCACCACUUCCACCACCUCCAGUUUGCCAUGGUCCACUGGGAGAAGAGAAAUCACCUGGAGACACAUGGACUGCUAAUUGCCACAGAUGCACCUGUACCAAUGCUAAUGCGGUGGACUGUAAACCCAAGGAGUGCCCUUCUCCCCCCACAUGCAAAACUGAAGAGAGGCUUGUAAAGUUCAAAGAUAAUGACACCUGCUGUGAAAUUGGAUACUGUGAACCAAGAACAUGUUUAUUUAACGAUACCAACUAUGAGAUUGGUGCUUUUUUUGAUGACCCCAACAACCCAUGCGUCUCCUACUUCUGCGACACAACUGGUUUCCGUGCAGUGGUCGAAGACUGCCCCAAGCAGACCUGGUGUGCAGAAGCAGACCGAGUCUAUGAUUCAAAAAAAUGUUGCUAUAAAUGUAAUACCAAUUGCAGAUCUUCACUUGUCAAUGUGACUGUUAAGUACAAUGGUUGCAAGAAAAGACUUGAGAUGGCAAGAUGCGUAGGGGAAUGCAAACAGACCAUCAAGUACAAUUAUGAUAUCUUUCAGUUGGAAAAUUCCUGCCUUUGCUGCCGAGAAGAAAACUAUGAGUUCAGAGACAUCAUUCUUGACUGUCCUGGUGGCAAAACCUUGUCUUACAGAUACAGGCACAUCACAGCAUGUUCUUGCUCAGACAAGUGCCAUCAAUCUUCAUCCUCAGCGAGCAUGUAAUGUUAACAUUACCUUUCCAGUUGUAACAGGCGGGUAUUUAUUUUAUAAGUGAACAAAAAUCAGCACUCACUUGUGAGAAUAAUGAAACACUGUAUCUCUAUGCAAAAGUGAAUUCUCAUUAUGAGGCAUUUUGUUCUUUUGUUGACUGAAUCUGGAAAAAUAAAUACAAUUUU
Myotis brandtii (Brandt's bat) is the source of this 11130-nucleotide messenger RNA. It is a transcript of the gene MUC19, whose product is annotated as mucin 19, oligomeric. Gene Ontology annotation, molecular function: protein binding. Gene Ontology annotation, cellular component: extracellular matrix. The transcript has 116 exons. Lineage: Eukaryota; Metazoa; Chordata; Mammalia; Chiroptera; Vespertilionidae. The coding region runs from base 68 to 10957 and encodes 3629 amino acids. The record is from RefSeq and is a predicted model, not a curated record.